This is a messenger RNA of Eimeria tenella, 1755 nucleotides long. Its product is annotated as cell cycle control protein, putative. Gene Ontology annotation, biological process: mRNA splicing, via spliceosome. Gene Ontology annotation, molecular function: RNA binding; protein binding. NCBI's taxonomy places the organism in Eukaryota, Apicomplexa, Conoidasida, Eucoccidiorida, Eimeriidae. The transcript has 14 exons. The record is from RefSeq and is a predicted model, not a curated record. The annotation marks the transcript as partial. Gene Ontology annotation, cellular component: catalytic step 2 spliceosome.
AUGAGGCGCAGCAGGGGCCGCCCUGCUGCGCAGUACAACCAGGGAGCGAGAAGGGCCUUUCAGAGGGCAAUAAAAGCAGCAAGAGAAUCUCCCCCCAGGAGAGCAGCAGCAGCAGGAGCAGCAGCAGCAGCAGCAGCAGCAGGGGAUCGAGAAGCAAGGCAGCAGCGCAGCAGCGCGCCGCGGCAGAAGCAGCAGGCAGCCUGCUGCAGCAGCAGCAGCAGCAGCAGACGGGGCUCCUGCUGCUGUGGACAAAGACGUGGCGGAAUAUGCUGCGCGGAAAAUAAGAAAAGUGACGGCAGAAGACAUCGGGAGAGCUGGUGCGGGGUGUACGUACCGCCCUUCAAGCUCGCCCGGCUGCAGCAGCAAACCAGCGACAGCAAAAGCCACGCCUACCAGCGGCAGAUGUGGGAGGCGCUUCGCAAGAGCAUCAACGGGCUGGUGAACAAGGCCAACGUUUCCAACUUGACGCAGCUCGUCCAGGAGCUGUUUCGGGAGAACCUGGUGCGGGGGCGGGGCCUGUUUUGCCGCGCGCUGAUUCGCUCGCAGCUGGCGAGCCCGGGCUUCACUGGGGUGUAUGCGUCUUUGCUGUGCAUCGUGAACAGCAAGUUGCCAGACAUCGGCGAACUUGUUUUAAAAAGACUUAUUUUGCAAUUCAGGCGCGCGUACCGGCGAAACGACAAAGUAGUGUGUUUGGCCUGCGUGGAGUUUUUCGCUCAUUUGGUGAAUCAGCGAAUAGCCCACGAGCUGCUCGCGCUGCAGCUCUGCGAGUUGCUGCUGCAGCAGCCCACCAACGACUCCGUCGAAGUCUGCAUCGGGUUUCUCAAGGACGUUUGCAGGGGCGGCUUCGAUGCUGCUUUUGAGCGGCUGCGGGCCAUUUUGCAAGAAGGAGAAAUUGACAAAAAAACUCAAUACUCAAUUGAGGCUCUUUGGGACAUUCGCAGGAAAGGAUUCAAAGACUUCCCAGGGGUAAUUGAAGAACUGGACCUGGUGGAGGCUGAAGACAAAAUAACUCACGAAGUGGAUCUUCUGGACUCUUCAAUUCGAGGAGAAGAAAUGCUAAACAUUUUCAAACCCCAGGAUCCCGAAGAGUACGAGGCGGAUGAGAAGAAGUGGGCGGCGCUUUCUAGAGAAAUCCUUGGAGAGGAAUCCACAGAUGCUGAUGCUUCUUCUGAGGACUCGGAGGCGGAGUCUUCCAGCGAAGAGGAAGCAGAAGAAACUGCAGAACCAGGCAAGAAGCAAACAGUGGUGAAGGACUUGACGGACCAAGAAGUUGUUUGUCUUCGAAAGACAAUUUAUCUUUGCAUUAUGUCUUCCCUCAACGCUGAAGAAUGCGUCCACAAGAUCCUCAAAAUGAACAUCCAAGAGGACCUGGAGAUGGAAGUUGCGGUGAUGCUGAUCGACUGCUGCUCCAUGGAAAGAACUUUUCAGCGCUUCUUCGCGCUGCAGGCCGAAAGGCUCGCCAAACUCAAAACUGCUUACUGCGAAUGUUUCCAGGAGGCCUUCAAGCGGCAAUACGCCCUCGCCCAUCGACUCGAAACGGCGAAGCUGCGAAAUACCGCGAAGUUCUUUGCCCACCUUCUGAUGUCUGACGCGAUUCCGUGGUCCGUGUUGGAGGUGUUUGAGUUGAGCGAAGAACAAACAACAUCUUCGGGAAGAAUUUUUUUGAAAGUUUUGCUGCAAGAAAUCAGCGAGGGUUUGGGAAUCAAAACCCUAAAUGAGCGACUCCGCCACCCCGACUUGAAGCCCUACGUCAAG